AUGAAUCUUCCAAUCAUCGGGCAAUCCACGUUCCUUUCCAUUUGGAAAGAGGCUUACAUGUUUCCGGUCCACAAAAAAGGUGACAGGAAGAAUGUUAACAACUAUCGCGGUAUAUCUCCCUUAUGUGCGACUGCCAAACUGUUUGACUCUGCCACGGGAUCUCAAACUGACUUCAUCUACACCGACCUGUCUGCAACUCUCGAAAAGGUCAACCACAAAACAGCUAUCGCCAAACUAGGUCGUAUCGGUAUUCGUGGCUCUUUACUGGAAUGGUUCUAUUGCUACCAGGUAGGACGGAAACUCAUUGUACGAAACGAUCAGGUCAACAGCCACGAAGACUUCUUACAGAUAACUGGAACUGGAUCUGCAUAA
Messenger RNA from Uranotaenia lowii, 372 nucleotides. RefSeq lists its product as uncharacterized. The transcript has 2 exons. The coding region runs from base 1 to 372 and encodes 123 amino acids. The record is from RefSeq and is a predicted model, not a curated record. Lineage: Eukaryota; Metazoa; Arthropoda; Insecta; Diptera; Culicidae.